Molecule: messenger RNA, 595 nt
Organism: Eublepharis macularius
Lineage: Eukaryota; Metazoa; Chordata; Lepidosauria; Squamata; Eublepharidae
Product: interleukin-17A-like
Exons: 3
Coding region: 1-513 (170 amino acids)
Biological process (GO): inflammatory response
Cellular component (GO): extracellular region
Molecular function (GO): cytokine activity
Source: RefSeq, a predicted model, not a curated record
AUGGCGCUUGAGUUCACACCCUUGCUUUCCGUCCUGAUCCUACUGUCAUUGCUGAAGGGUUUUGCGGUCGGGAAUCCUCUGCUUCCUGAUACGACCGGCACUGGAUACAGGAACAGAGCACCAGAUUGCUUGGUACAGGUUGGACCAGGAUUCCCAGAAGCAGUAAACAUCAACGUGAGCAUCAUCAGCACAAACCGAACUGCCAGAGUAGUUCACGAUGUCAGCAAACGUUCCACCUCUCCAUGGGACUACAGUAUUAAUGAAGAUCCCAACAGGUUCCCCUCCAAGAUUGCUGAAGCCAAAUGCCACUAUUUUGGCUGUGUGGAUGCCUUGGGACAGGAGAACCACAGCAUGACCUCCGUCCCCAUUCGACAGCAGAUCCUGGUGCUCCGACGCAAAUACAAGGGCUGCGAGCAAACCUACCAACUGGAGAAACUGUGGGUCACUGUUGGCUGUACAUGUGCCAGGCCACUCUCCAACGCUUCUCCUCUAAGAAAGGACCAGAAGAACUGAAUGGGGAUGGAGAUGUUUUAAAGGAGCAUGAGUUGCAUCACCUUCGUAUCAACAGAGAAUGCCCGCUUGGAAACAGCCGUCU